Molecule: messenger RNA, 2172 nt
Organism: Naegleria lovaniensis
Lineage: Eukaryota; Heterolobosea; Eutetramitea; Acrasida; Naegleriidae
Exons: 3
Coding region: 1-2172 (723 amino acids)
Biological process (GO): intraciliary transport; cilium assembly
Cellular component (GO): cilium; centrosome; intraciliary transport particle B
Molecular function (GO): tubulin binding
Source: RefSeq, a predicted model, not a curated record
AUGUCGGAAGGAGCAAGAAGUGCUCUGGCGAGCAGUCGUGGAGGAGCAAGUCGUGCCUCCACUCGAGGAGUGUCCUUCCGAGAACAGGGACAUGGUAGUGAGGAUAUUGAAAUGAUGGUUCAAGUGUUGAACAAGCAUUUGAAAAUGAAUUUGACGUUGGUCUCGUUUGACGAAUUAUCUAGCUCAAAACCAAGCCGAUUGUUGGACUUGUUGAAUAAUUUAAUUGGAUACUUGUCGAGCGAUUACAAGGGUGAUUUAAAUAAGGAAGCACCGGAGCAAACGUUCCAACGAGUGAUGCAUUUUCUCGUUGUGAUCUUGGGAUUUAAACAUCUCCGACAAGAGAAUCAAAAUGAAUUGGCAUCUGGAGUCAUGAAUGGAGAUCGUAAAACAUUGUAUCCAAUUAUUUUCAGUAUUUGUCAGAAAAUUGAAGACAUGAAAAAGAGAGUAUACUUGGCCAAAUAUAUGGUUGAAAUCAAAGUUCCAGAUGAAUUCUUGAUGGACCAAGAAGUCAGCAAUGUCUAUCAGCAAUACAAACAACUCAUUCAGAAUUUUAAAACCACACACCAGCAAACAUCCACUUUGAGAGAAAGCACUCAGGACCCAGAGGAAAUCAAACAACGCAUUUUCAAAAUGGAGCGUGAAAAGGAGCAAUUGAAAGUAAAGAAUGAGGAGUUGACAAAGAAAAUCCGUGAACUAACUAAUGACUCUGAAUCAUUUAUUGAUCUCACUAGCAAACUUAACAAGGAACAGGAUGAAAGAUUUUCACUAGAAAAGAGUCAGCAAGAUCAGCUUCAUAAGCUUCGAGAGAGUGAAGACCGAUUAGCUCAAGUUCAAAAGUUGUUGGCAGAAACAGAGCGAGAUAUUGGAUCAGGAGACGUUGACUCUCUGAUUGAAAAUUUAGAAGACGUCGUUACAAAGCUUCGCGAAGAAACUCAAUCCAAGCUUCCAACAGAAAUUGGUGAGAAGCAAUACAAGAUUGAUAUUUUAAAGAAGGUGUCGAACAUGUCCUCCAUGACAGAUGCCUUAUUAUCUGUAGAUAGCGAUAUUCGAAGAUUGAAAGAGGAAAUUACAACCCUUCAAGAUGAGCUCUCUCAAAAAACAGAAAACCAGCAAAACAAAGACGAUAAUAGGCUUACCUCAAUGGUCAAAGUUGUACAGAAAAAGAAGCAAGACAUGGAAAAACGAUUACACACUAAUCAAAAAGAACUCUCCAAAGUUCAAGCGAAAAUCAAAAAAGUGGAAGACGAUUUGAAACAAUUUGACGGCCAGAAAAUACCUACUGCUGAAGAAUUUGAACAACUCAGACAAGAAGUCAUGCAAAAGGCCAAUAUCGCCAAAAAGAUGAAGGCCGAAUUAGGAGAACUUAAAAAAGAGAACCUUGUGCUGCGACGAACAGAAGAAAUUCUAAAAUCUAAGGAUGAGAAAGUUGAACAAUUUUUACGAAAACUGGAACAAGAGAAAGGCAUUCAAGGUUUUCGACAAGUGCAGAAAGAAAUUAUUGAUGCAUCUCAAACCAAGAAUGAAAUUGAUAAGGAAAAGGGUGAAACAUUGGAAGAAAUAUCUAAAAUUGUUCAAGAACUGAACGAAAAGAUCAAUGCUCAAAAGGAACGUCUCAAGCAACCUGUGAAACAACUCAAAAUUCUAAGAGAAGAGCAUCAAACGGUGGAAAAUGAGUACAAUGAUAAGAAGGCAGUUUAUGAUAACAUCAAACUGGGUCAAGAGAGUGAGGUGACCAAGUUGAGAAGCGAUAUCAAGGAACUGCAAGAAGAGAUUGAGCGUCAACAAAGCCUAUACUACCUGUUACAGAGUCAAGGCACCAUCAACAAUGCAAUGAGAAAAAGAAUUGACGACGAGAAGGAUUUUUUAGAUCCCAAAUCUGGCAAGAAGUUCAGCCUCGAAUAUCAAUCUUAUACAUCCUUCUUGAAGGGAAGAAUUGAGAAACUCGAGCAACUGAGUAAGGAAUUAAGAGAAAAACAAAAGUACAUUAAGGAAACGCAUGACCCCAACAUGAAACAAAUCGAGCAGUUCACCAACUUGCGAAAACUUUUAGAGCUAAAGAUGCGUCUUCAAAAAGAGGGUGUCACUGGCUCUGUUCACUUACGACAAGCGUUUGGAAACAACAACAGUGAAGCAUUUGCUCCUCCAGGUGUUGAUCGUUUGGUAAUAAAUUAA